Harpia harpyja (harpy eagle) is the source of this 10978-nucleotide messenger RNA. RefSeq names its product dehydrogenase/reductase 3 (gene DHRS3). The transcript is spliced from 6 exons. The coding region runs from base 1559 to 2215 and encodes 218 amino acids. Gene Ontology annotation, molecular function: oxidoreductase activity, acting on the CH-OH group of donors, NAD or NADP as acceptor. The record is from RefSeq and is a predicted model, not a curated record. Lineage: Eukaryota; Metazoa; Chordata; Aves; Accipitriformes; Accipitridae. Gene Ontology annotation, cellular component: lipid droplet.
CUUUCUCUCCUCUUCGUCUCCUACCUUCCCUCACUCUUCAACUUGUCAGUUAAUUUUUUAGUGUCUGCAUUUGACUGAUCCAAUCCUGCUAAGAGGUUGAAGUUCACACUGAUACAAACUCUGUGGGCAUCAGACUUGAUGCUUACAGUUGACAUUUUGUAGUGUUUUUUUCUCCCCUUUCCACAGAGAUGUAGGUUGUGAAAGAGGGAGCAAAUAAGUGUGUGUGCUUAUAGUUGAACAGUAUUUUGUAAAUAUUUCCUGAAAGCUUGUGAAAUUUCUCACAUGUUCUUGAUUUCCCUUCAAGUCUGCAGAGUAGGCAUAAGAAAUAUCAUCCAGUCUAGCUCUGAGUUCAGAAGCGAGUAAAUAGCCAUCAGUUUUACAAGCUUUGUGUAGAUGCCAAAGCCUGAUGGCCAAGGGUGAUAUGCUGAGACUUUUGAAGACAGACCAAUACAUAAGCCGCGUUUUUAACCAUAUGCUUUCUUACAGUUUUUAGGUCUGGUCACAGCUUUUUCCUUGAAAAUUACUUCCCCUGAGAUAAGAUUUCCCAUGAAAUGGCUCUGGCAUAUUUAUACAUGCUCUGAAGUUUCUGGUUAACCAACUCAUUAGUCCUUUGGUGAUUUUGAGAAUAUAAGUCUGUCAGUCUGUGUGUGUUUAUGUUCACAGAUGUGCCAAUGAUUUAUAAAUGGGAUUAAUUGUAAAUUUAACUCAUUUAGGAAAUGGUUGAGGACCCAGGUACUUCUGUAUUUUAGCCUUGCUUAGUCGCACUGGAAGAGCUCUUUGACCCUGCCAGAGAUUAGUUUUAGUACCAGUUAUGAGAUAAGCUUAACUACUUCUUAAAUAUAAGCAUGUUAAAGCUCUCUGCAAGGGAUUUGUUGUGGGGAGGGAAUACAGCAGGUCUUAAAUUUUUAUGUUUAUCUUGCUGUUCCUAAGUUAAUUGAGUGAUAUAAUUUAGACCUUUUUAUCCUGUUCUUUCAACUUUUGGAAAACUCAAAGAUUAUUAAAUCUUUGAAGUUUAAGUGUGCUUAUUUUUAACCAUUAAAAAAAUCACUAUACCAGUCAGAUUCAUACUCAGUAUACGGUGGUAUGGGAAGCAACCGUAAUCCUGGAUCACAAGUGAUAAGGCCACUGCUUGGAAAUAGCACCGUUCUGAGAGCAGCAAAGCUGUUUCCAUUUUCAAAGCCCAUUUUCCCAGUCCCCUGAUCAGAGUAAACCUGCAUUUGACUAUGUGAAUGUCCUCAUUUAUUUUAUAGUACUAAAUAGUAAUUUUGCAUUAUCAAUGCUCACAAUUGCAAUUGUGAGCAGUAGCAACCUUUUCUCCUUUCUCUUUUGGAUCUUGCUGUUUGACUCACAGAGAAGUCAGCUGAUUUCAUUAACAUACUCCAUUCGGUAAUUUAUUUUUUGCAGAAUGACAAGGGACUCACCAUUCAUAGCAUGAUGAAUGCUGAGAAGACUUAGCUUGAAGAGCAAAAAGGAUAGAUUGAUUCAUAUAUAGAAGUCUUAGAUCAUCCUGUGGGGUCGAACUGAGAAAUGCCUGAAGGAGACCACAGAGGAAAUCAGGAUGAUGGGGACGGAAUGCCAUUAUUUCAUUUGUGAUGUAGGAAAUCGAGAGGAGGUCUAUCAGCAAGCCAAAGCUGUGAGGGAAAAGGUGGGUGAUAUCACUAUCCUGGUGAACAACGCUGCUGUGGUCCAUGGUAAGAGUCUGAUGGACAGCGAUGAUGAUGCACUGCUCAAAUCACAACAUAUAAACACCCUGGGACAGUUCUGGACCACCAAAGCAUUCCUGCCAAGGAUGCUGGAGUUGCAGAAUGGACACAUUGUUUGCCUGAACUCUGUCCUGGCCUUGUCAGCCAUCCCUGGUGCCAUUGACUAUUGCACCUCCAAAGCCUCGUCCUUUGCCUUUAUGGAGAGCCUGACCUUGGGGCUGCUAGACUGUCCUGGAGUGAAUGCCACAACAGUCCUGCCCUUCCACACGAGCACAGAGAUGUUUCAGGGCAUGAGAAUCAGGUUCCCUAAUCUUUUUCCUCCUCUCAAGCCAGAGACAGUGGCUAGGAGGACCGUAGAAGCUGUUCAGAUGAAUCAAGCCUUCCUGCUCCUUCCAUGGACGAUGCAUGUUCUUGUCAUCCUAAAAAGCAUUCUCCCUCAGGCAGCACUUGAAGAAAUCCACAAGUUUUCUGGAAGCUACACUUGCAUGAACACUUUUAAAGGACGAACAUAGACUUGAUGAUGGUGCAAGGACUAUUCUUCAGUGAAACCAACACAAGCAUGAAAAUCCUGACAAGACUGUGAAUCAGCAGGCUUGGCUUUUAGCCUGUUCACGUGACUUGCACUGCUCUGAGGCAACACAUUUCUUGCAGGUCAUAACCAUAGUAACAUGACCUUUGCACAGGAUUGAAUGACUAGAGUAUGGACUCUUGGAAAGAAAAACAAAAAGUGUGAAAUGUUUAUAUGAUGUUUAAUUCUUUAGAGUUCAAUUGUUAAAUCUACUCAUAGUUUUAAGAUGUAAUUUUUGUUUCUAAAGUGUCUGUAGGCUGUUUCAGCUGAGAGGCAGCACAUCACACCCCAUACAUGCUUUAUCCCCUCUCUUCAGAGGAAUGCAAUUACAAACUGCUACUGGUUUCAUUUCAUCUUUUUGAAUGGGGAACUCAAAAAAUACUUUGAAGAACUAAGAGUUAUGGACAUUUAAUGGAAGCUUCCUUCCCUUUCUUCACUUUACAUCCCUUGAUGAAGCUGUUCCCAACUCACAUCAGGGAAGGAGCAACUGUGGAGCAGUGUUUUCUUUGUUAAAGGCCACCCAGGACUUCUGUCUGGAAGGACUGUGCUAGGCCCAAGAAAGCUCUCUUACUUCACCUGUGAAGUCUGGAGAGGAAUGCUCAGUCAGAAGAGCAGACAGUUUGAAUAGUGGAAGUGAACUCAUAUAUGAAAUUUAAUUGUCUUUCUGAGUAUUUUUGUUCAUUUAUGAUAAAAUAUAUCUAUAUAUUUUUAGCAUUAAUCCCAGAUUGCCACGCAUGUAGGCAGCAUCACACUGGGGAUGAACUAAAUCUAGAACUAAAACUAGAGCCUGCUUGUACAAACAUACAUUCACUGACAUAAUCCAUGCAGAGAAAAUCCACUGUAUCAAUCUGCACAGUGAAGUAAGUGGAAUAAUGCUCUAAAAAUAGAAGACACAGUACUGUAGUGCUCAUGAAAUUUGAAGUUUGGAAGCACAGUUAGCAAAGACCUGAUUAAAUGCACGUUGAAUUCAACUGGGGAUACACCCAUUGUUUUUUAGGGGCAUUGAAUCAGGCACUCAUCAGCCAAAAGUGAUAAAUACUGCUUGGACUGAAAUGCCAGAAGCAGCUAGACAUUAUUUAUUUUUGUAAUGAUAUACUCUCUUUGACAGCCUAGUAUGAGCAACACUGCAUUCCUAUGCCAGAUGCAGUGUGCAGCACUAGGCAUAGUAAUGUAGUUGAAACAUAUUGGAACACUACUAAAAGAGGAAUUAAUAUAAUUGCAAUACAGGAAAGUAGCAAGCCUAACUGGAGAACACCUGAAUGAAGCGCCUCAAGGAAGGCCAUGUGGUUAAAGUAAAGGAGUGAAUUUAGGGCUUCUGACUUGAAUUUCGAGCUUUUCCAUAGAUGUCCUGUGUGACCUGGGGCAAACUGCAUAAUUUCAAGGUGCACCCUGACCUGCAAAGCAGAUAUUUCUAGUGUUUCCCUACCUCAAAAGUUGUAAGUCUGACUACCUAAAUGUUUGUCAAAAGCUCAGUAAAUUCAGGUGGAACAUGCUAUAGAAAUGAAAAGCAGUAUUUGUUCAUAAACCAAGAGGUUCUAUACAAAAAUUUAGAAGAGGAAAAAAAACAUAUGCCAAAAUACAUCAUUUCCUAAAAGAGAUCUGAGUUACAGCAGAAAAGCUGUGAGCUGUAUUUGAAAUACCCCUUUGGUUCUGCCAUGUAGAAUGGAGACCAACUACUUAGGUGCAAUGAUGUGAAUGUUAAAAUCUGAAGGUCUGAACCAUACUGCAAAUCAGUAGAUACAUCUCUUGAGCAGUUCAAGAGGAAGAUAUUGCCAAAAGUGCCAUUGAUGCAAGCCCCUCUGCCUGCAUGGGUAUUUUGAGGAACUCUCCUAUCUGGGUCAGUGCUUUCCUUCUGAGUGCAGAACAUAUAAGCUGCAGCACUGUGCCAGCUUUGAAAAGGUUUCUUACAAUGGAGUUUUGUUUUGAAUUCCUAGAUGUCUGAGGCUCUCUGGAGAGGAUGAAAAGAAACUUUGAUCUCUGUGAUUUUGAUGCCCACCCUAAUAGAUGCUUUCAGCUUUAUUUUUUGUCAAUUUUUUGAGAUGAAACCCAGUUCAUUGAAAACACAAGUGCAAUUCGGGGAGAACCCUUCCAGGAUCUGCCAGGAAUACUGAAGGUACCAUAUUUAUCAAGAGACGCUUGGGAGGGGAAGGGAUGAUUAUACAUACAUCCCCUUAUGCACUCUAAUCCUGUCUAGUUUCUCAUUAAUCGCAGUCACGCAUGCCAGGCUUGUAAAUGCAAGGGCAAACAGAAUUGGUGAAGGAGAGCACCCCGCAGUGUCCCCCUUAAUUUAAACCUUUAUGUUGAGACUCUAUUAAUUGAUAACAUGCUAAUGCAAAAGGGAGGUAAAAACUAGUACACACAUUGAAACUAAGUCCCCACUCAUCCCCCAAUCCUGUCCCUUAGAUGAAUCUGCUCUUUUCCUGCACUGCAUAAAAGGUGUUCCCUGUCUUCAGAGGUUGUCUUACGUACUAAGUGCUGUUGAUUUCUUUCUAAUGAAUAUAAAAAAGUCAGAACAUAGCUGAGACUCUGAUCAUCUCACUCCUCUGGUACACACACACACACAAACUUCCCUCUCUCUUUCCCUCAGGGUCUCUGAGCGGACAGCAGGUCAAAUAGCAGUCACAGUGGGGGAGAGGUAUGCAGCAAACAGAAAAUAAUGAGGAAAACAUUGACUUUGCUUUUCAGAUAGUAAGAAGAGUUGGGUAAGAGAGUUUCUUCUCUUGUGAGUGUUGCAAGAUUAGAGCAUUCUCCAUCCAGUGAGCUACUUGCAAAUUUGGAUGGAUACAUUUGAAGACUUUUUUUUUUUAUAGAAGGGCUCCUCUGGAAUGCCUGCUGAGGUCUACUGUCCCUUUUCACAUAAGGUUAGUAUUGGGUAAUCUUAAAGUGCUGCAAAUGUCGACAAGCUUUGUUGAAGCCUAAGGCCUUCUCAAAGGAAUUUCCGCCCUUUGACUUAUUUUAAUUUUGGUUUUCCCUGCUCUCUCCACUGCCUCCUGCUUUCCACUGCCCAAUUAUUUUUUUUCCUUCUGUUUUCCAAUGUCAUUACUGCACUUUUCAGUGCCACCAUCUUGAAGCCAGAUGUCAUACAAAGGGUCUGGAGUAAAUCGAAAUCGGGGUAUAUAUUUAUUAUCCUGCUGGAGGAAUCUAGGUGAAGCUGUAGGAGCAGGUCACAGAAGUUUCAUAUGAAAUUAGUUUUACUUGCUCCAAUCUAUGAAGAAGUAGAAGAUCCCUUACUAUUGUUUUGAUACAGGAGAUUGCUGCUGGUUUAAAACCUGAAUGAUACAGAAGUGUUAGCCGUUUUGGGACAUAGGUUCUCCUGACAGAAAAAGACCCUAUUUAAAUGGGAGGAUUUUUAAGUACCGGGUGUUUUCAGAGGCCGGUGUUCACACAAAGUAAUUUUCAGAAUUAGUGAGGCAGGGCAGGGAGAGGAGGAGUCCUUUGUAAGUAAAUCUGAUUCCUCAUGUUCAGUAUUUGAUUUUGUAGUUUGUUUUUGAUGAGGAAAAAAAAAAUCAUGUUCCCUCAUGCAACCUUAGUGAACUUUAAGAAGGUCCUUCCAGCCAUAUCCCUGCUGAUGGCAUGCUUUCAGCAGGAUGAAGAAAAGGAGUGAGCCCUGAAAGUGGGAACUAUACCCUGCCUACUCAUCCAUUGUUCUGUUGUUAAAAAGUGAUGGAGUCCAUCCCUAUAGUUCUUCUAGAACUUCAUAGAAAGUGCCUGGGCAAAUGAUUCUGAUGCUUCCAAAGAGAAACUUGUACUUUUAUGUAAUGUGUUAAUUAGUGUGGGUGGAUAUGAUCAGAUCUAGUCUUGCAAGCCUUCCAGACAACUCCCUGAACACUCCCACCUUCAGAUAUUAACAGAUAACACUGCACUUGCCAAAUCUCAUAAAAACCUGGUAACAGACUUAAUGCAGGCAGAGCAUAAGUGCAUGCAUUUAUUUCAAAGAGAACACAUCUGUCUGUUUGUUACAAACAUUAAUUUGGCCUAGUGUUGUCCUCUAGCUGAAAUGCAACUGUUGAGAAAAGAAUACAGGGUGACCUUGGAUCAUCUAUUUUGGGUUUAUUUCUUCAUGUGGCUUUAAUAAACUUAAUCUAGCUGACAGCCACUUUUUUGACAACACUUGUUCACAAGUUUGGGGGUAAAGCAAGAUUAUGUCAAAUGUAAUCUUUUGCAUUUUUCACCGAACAACCAACACCCCUGAGAAUCAGACCGUUCUGCACUGUCUUUGUAGCUCUCACCUCCCCGGUGCUAAGAUCCUUCAACCUGGUACUGCUUCUCAGCCUGCUGGAGUUUGGAGACUGAGCGAAACCGGUCAGUCACAAGCAGCAGUUUUACAUUUUCUAGUGAACAGAAUCCUCUUUAUUAGAGUGCUGUUCUGAAGGAGAUUUUGAGAUGUGAGUAGUGGCAGGCACCUCUCACAGAUUUCAGCAACUAACUUAGAGAAAGACAUGAAGAAAAGCAGAACUUCACCUUCUCCCUGCUACUCACUCUCUUUUAUCCAGUGUUUCCUUUGGGAAGCUGGCAAUUCAGUCACUUUUCUGACUGAUAAACUGCCCCUCUUCCCACCCUCCAUUCUACUAAGAUCACCUCACUACCUUUCUUCGAUACCUUCAGGGAGUUGACAGCUUCAGCAGAAACAACUGUUUCUGUAUUCUAGAGGAGAGUCAGAUCAGCAAGGUAUGUGUUAAGAGAGAAGACCAGACUUGGUUUUGAUGGGGCUGAGGUACCCCAGCCUGGAGACUACAGAUGGAAGACACAGGACACAACUUGAAUGUUGCCAGUACCAUAGAAGGUAGUGAGUUCCCCCUGCUCCUGUCAUCUUUUCUUGAAACAUAACACCCUCUUGAGUUUCUGUAACAUCCCUCAAGCUGGCGCUUCAGCAGAAACACAUACUGAUCCAGCCUGUGUGGACUGGAUACAACUGAAAAGCAUAGACCUCUGAGGAGACAAUUUAUAUCUUCACACCUUCCCAGAGUCCAAAAUUACUAGUUCCUUAAGCUCACCUUUGCUAUGAGCAUCGUGACAUAUUAACACAGAACAAAAAUCAAGGCAAAUGUAUAUGCUGAUUUUUCUGCAUAGAUCUAGAAAAGAACAAUUCCUCCUUAAAUGAGGGAAGAAAGCACUCUAAUUUGAGCUUGAGAGUGACCGAAGAAUAAGUAUAUGAGAAAAGAAAAUAGAGGAUAGAUGCAAUGUUAGGGGGAGUGUGGUGGCCGUAAACAGAUGGGCGAGAUGCCACCUUAUAUUCCUGAAGUUAUACAAUAAUAGAGGCAUGUGAUUUCCAUCCAAAUACAAAGUCAAUAAAAGAAGUGUGUUGUUACUUCUGCUCAUUGCUAUGGGUCACCAUGCCCUAAAAAGCUGUCCAUUAACUUUGCAGCUUGCUGGCUCGGAACACCCCAAUACGCCAGUUCUGUUUGCUGUCUCUUGUUUUUUUGAGGAAAGGAAAACAACCCCUGCAUGUAAAAACAAGGAAGGGCCAGUUUGAAUCACCACUCACUUUUUCCUAGCCAGCUCCAAAGGUCAUCCAUCAUGCCUAGGUAUUACAAGGACAUGUGGUUCUCCGGCUAGUGUUAGCAAUCGUGCUGACCUAGCGCUACUAGGUAGAUGUGGUUCCAUUUCCUGGUUUUUAUUUAUGCAAAAGCUUUUUUUUUUACUUGAAUUUUGUUUAUCUGAAGGAGUUGCUUCUGUAUUGUACAGGCUUUUCACAGACAGGCAUCCUAGGCAUGACAUUUCCCUGUCUAUGUUAAUCAAAUGAUAAUGAAAAGAAUACAAAAGUGAAAAGUUGCUGUUUGACAUCUCCCCCAAGCAUCUUCUUCCCCAAGCAAUGUGGAAUUAAUGUAGAGGAACACUGUUGAAAUAUCAAUGCCUUAAAUCUAGACAUCUCAGAAGCCUGCUGACUUCUGUAUGAAAAUGACCCUGGCUUCCAAAAUUUACUUCCUACUUCCUAUGUCUUCUGAGGCAGUUUGCCACUGAGAUUGGUUACCUGAGUAAAUCACUACUGCGGUGCACUAGUACAGAGGAAGACUGCAUGGAAAGCUGCGGUACAUAUAAUCACUGACCAAAUUGAUUGAAACUUCUGGUUUGAAAAAAAUAGAUUAAAGAAUGAGAUGAUGACAUGUGAUAGCUGGUACAAAACCAAGUACUGCAGCGAGGUCUGUAGUUGCCCUUAGGUGCCUGAGAGUAGCCUACAUGACUUCCAGAAGUCCUGCCUUAGAUUUGACCCCUGACUGGUUCCUUCCCUUAAGCCACCAUGUGCAAACAUUGGGCACUGUGAAUACAUGAACUGAAAUGCUUCUUCAUCUUCGUUUUUUAGCAUUAGGCACUUCGGAGCAUAGCCACCAACUGCUGCUUCUGCUUUGGGCAUUGCUAUUGAUCUGAUAAGCGUUCCCAGAUACUGUUCUGGCACACUGCAGUAUUAACAUUAGCUGUAAGAAAAGGAGGCAAUUCAUUGCUCUGUUUUCCAGGCAAGUCAACUAUUAGCGCCUUUAUGCAGAGAGAGGACUGAAAUAAAUGCAGGGGUGAUACGGUCUCUGGAAUAUUUUGGCUAUAUGAAAAAUGCUGUCAUAUGGAAUAAGGGUUUAUAAUAAAAAGGGCUCAUCUCAGAAGAAUGAUUACAGAAGAUGGAAAAGGUCAUAAUGGAAAACAAGUGAUAUCUGAACACACAGUUUCUUUUCCUGAAGCCUGCUGGGAAUGCUGAUUUCAUGCAAACAUGCCAUAGCAAAGUCAGUUCACUUGCAUGGUCAUUUUACCCCCUGCAACUUUGCCUAUUACAAGUGAUAGCAGAGGUGACAAGCUCAUUGUCUCAGCUCUCUCAACUGUUGAAUGUAGCAAAAUAAGUGCUUUUAAAAAAAAAUCCAUCCAUCAGAGAGUAAAGCAAUUCUUUGGUUCAGUGUCAGCCUUAGAGAAUGGAGAAGACUCCCUCAGGUGCCAGAGAGAGAAGCCACAGCAUCUCCCAGCUGACUCCUUGAGGUCUCAGGCCACAUUUCCCCUUGUUAAUAAUAAAUAAGGUGGGAAGAAUAUGAUUGACUCAAAACAGCAAUAGGAUUAAACAGAAUCACAAAUCAGUUUGUGAGCUAUUGCCUGGCUUGCUUUUCCUGAGCAAUAAAAUACCUUGUGGUCUCUUCUGGACUCCUAUCAAGGCUGCAAAUUCAUGGAGAAUACUGGCAGAGCUGGGCAAUAUUUUGUUACUGUUGUAAGGGCUAUGCAAAAGACAGUAAAGAGAGACACCAGUAAGCAAUAUUGUGUGUGCUUUGGUUGCUGAAUAGUGUAUAACUUACAAUAUUCUACUAUUUUUGAAUAUUCAGUAUUAGCGACCUGACAUGUUUCUCAACUGUCUGCUAUUGCAAAAAAACUUCUUCACCCACAUCAACUAUUGUAAUAGUUUUGAACCCUAAAAUUCAGCUUCUCUGUUGUCCUGUUGGCAUAGCUGAGGUUUAACAAGCAUGUUAAUCAAAUGAAAUAUAGCCUUGAAUUUCUUUAGGAGGGAUCUGAUGCUGACACAGAAAAACAAUUAUUAAAAAAAGUCUUGAUGUCCUGCAGCAAAAGUUGCUACACACAUUAAAAAACAAAGUAGUCACGUACAAACAACUACAUUUAAUAAUUCAAUAGAAUGCACUGCUUCCAUCGUUACAGGGUUAUAGCAUUGAGCCUUCUGACCCCAUUUUGAUUGUUUUAAACAUACAGAGUCAAUGCAUCUUCAUUGCAGUUUUAAAAAUAGGUUUCCUGAUACACGGCCCCUCUGUUCAAACAAAUUACAGAAUUGUAAGAUUUCUUACGUAAAAACUAUAAUUUGUUUCUUAAUUCAGACAAGUACUUCUCACAGCUCUCAUUCCCUACAUCAAUUAAGAAAAUAAUCUUAACUCUUUCGAACUCUUAACCCCAGUAUUUAGGAGCACUGAUGCUUUCUGGCUGGAGAUGUCACAUUUCCUAUGAUGCAAUCUGGUAGGUAGCAUUGCAAUCUUCAGUAUUUCCCUUUAAAAACCUCUUCAUAUUGUCAGUCAGAUUUGCCAGUGGCUCCUAAUAGCACACAAUAGAGGAAGUUAUAUUCUAUCUUUCUUCUUCAGUGGACUGAGUUCUUGCAAAUGAACUCUCAGAGAAGACCUUCUUUUGAAUGAGCCACAGGAGCCAUGCUGAGUUUAUUUUAGUUAGGUUUAUAUUAGGUCUGAUUUUUGCUGAUCCCUUCAUUUUUCAUAAUUUUGUCUGUCUUCCAGUUGUUCCUGUUGGGGAGGACUGUGUUUUGAGAGUUUCUGAGCCAGAAUGCUGUGCAUGCAGAUUAUUCAUCUCUGUGCCUUCCCUUCAGGCAGUCUCUCACCUGUGCCUGCCUGUGUCCACAACCUUCUUACACAUUAACACUGCAAACUGCCCUAAGUAUCUUAGAGAUUAGCUUCCUUUAAAGCAUUAAGUGUACCAAAAGCCCAGAGAGCUAGCAUUAGUUCUGCCUAACGAGUUGAUAACUGCAUAUUCUUUUUAACACCUACAGGAUUUGAAUUUGAACUGGGAAGGACUGUUAGGUGGUAGUUGGCCAGAAUGUCACUUCAUGGUUAAAGGGGGGGGAAUCAUAAGCUAGAAGUCAAGCAAUGAAAGAAGGAAGGUUUGCUGAAAUGGGCAGUGUGUGCAUGAAAAGUCCAGAGAGUGCCAACGGUAGGUUUAGGUGCAACAUCCCUGCUUUCUGGGACAAAGAACUGAACUGUAGAUCUACUGGCAUUUGCAGAUCAGUACU